Cydia amplana is the source of this 1363-nucleotide messenger RNA. RefSeq names its product TBC1 domain family member 20. Gene Ontology annotation, cellular component: endoplasmic reticulum membrane. The coding region runs from base 64 to 1356 and encodes 430 amino acids. Gene Ontology annotation, biological process: endoplasmic reticulum to Golgi vesicle-mediated transport; positive regulation of GTPase activity. The transcript is spliced from 10 exons. Lineage: Eukaryota; Metazoa; Arthropoda; Insecta; Lepidoptera; Tortricidae. The record is from RefSeq and is a predicted model, not a curated record. Gene Ontology annotation, molecular function: GTPase activator activity.
UUUGUUACUACAUGUAGGAAGAUGGUGUAAUGUUUUUGCUCGAUUAAUUUUCGAUUUAUUAGAAUGGAGUCUAAUAAUCCCGACGCCGAUAUCGGCGACAAGUGUAACUUCAACGGGGGCUGCUCCCCGCCUCUCAAGAAAGCGACCAUCGACAUGAAUCACGCCAAAAAUAUUGAUGACAUAUCUACGCCUUCAGAGUUAAAAUUCGAUGAAGAUUUUGACUUGGUGGAUCCCGAUAUAACGGAGAAGAGGAGGGAGAUAGAGGAGUGCCUGGAGGACGUGGACGCGACCAGCCUGGAGCAGUGGCAGAGCUUCGCCAAGAGUAAAGGUGGCCUCAUCUGUGAUGAGUACAGAAGAAAAAUAUGGCCGCUAUUGGUGGGCGUGACCACCGAGGAAAUGACAGAACCUCCUUCUCUGGACGAGCUAUCUACACAUAGUGAAUAUAAUCAAGUGGUGCUGGACGUGAACCGGUCGCUGAAGCGGUUCCCGCCCGGCAUCCCGUACGAGCAGCGCGUGGCGCUGCAGGACCAGCUCACCGUGCUCAUCCUGCGCGUCAUCAUCCGGCACCCGCACCUCAAGUACUACCAGGGCUACCACGACGUGGCCAUCACGCUGCUGCUGGUGUGCGGCGACCGCGCGUCGUUCCCGCUGCUGUGCCGGCUGUCGUACGGCCCUAGGGCUCCGCUGGCGCCCUUCAUGCAGACCACCAUGGCGCCCACGCAGCACCUGCUCAACUACAUGCUGCCCGUGCUGCGUCGCGCCGACGAUACGGUGGCCGGAUGCUUGGAGAAGGCGGGCGUGGGCACGAUGUUCGCGCUGCCGUGGUACCUGACGUGGUUCGGGCACUCGCUCAACCGCUACGCCGACGUGGUGCGCCUCUACGACUACUUCCUGUGCGCGCCGCCGCUCUUCCCCGUCUACGUCACCGCCGCCGUCGUGCUGCACCGCCGCAGCGAGGUGCAGGCCUGCGAAGCGGACAUGGCCAUGCUGCACUGCCUGCUGUCGAGGCUGCCGGACGACCUGCCGUUCGAGGAGAUCCUGGCGACGGCGAAGACUCUGUACGACGAGAACGACCCCGCGGACCUGGGGCCCGAGGUGGCCGCGCUCGAGAGGAGGGAAGAAGAGCAGCGUUUGCUGGACGAGGAACGCCUGAAGCGGCGCCGCGCCGCCGCCGCCGCCGCCAGGAACCCCACCCUCUCCGUGCGUAUACAGCGCACCCUGCGGCAGUACGUGCCGGCGGCGCUGCGCUACCCGCUCACGCGGCGAGCGCUGCUGGCCACGGCGACCGUGCUGCUCGGCGUGUACGUGUACUACCGGCCCGACUUCUUCAACAGGCGACGGGAGCUGGAGCUGUGAGGGGAGG